Molecule: messenger RNA, 606 nt
Organism: Entrophospora candida
Lineage: Eukaryota; Fungi; Glomeromycota; Glomeromycetes; Entrophosporales; Entrophosporaceae
Source: the annotation of a GenBank genome assembly
AUGAGUGAUUUUGAAAAGGUUGUUAUUAUUGAUGCAAAAGGACAUUUAUUGGGACGCUUAGCAUCAAUUGUGGCCAAACAAAUUUUAACAGGUCAAAAAAUUGUUAUUGUCCGUGCAGAAGAUUUGAAUGUAUCUGGAUCAUUUUUCAGGAACAAGAUCAAGUAUCAUUCCUAUCUUCGUAAGCGAUCAAUUGUAAAUCCAGCACGUGGACCAUUUCAUUUUCGAGCACCAUCCAAAAUAUUUUAUAAGACAAUACGUGGUAUGAUUCCACAUAAAUCAUCACGUGGAGCUGCAGCAUUAAAACGUCUUAAGAUCUUUGAGGGUAUACCACCACCAUAUGAUAAACAAAAAAGAAUGGUAAUGCCUGAUGCUUUGAAAGUUUUGAAGUUGAAACCAGGUCGUAAAUUUACAACGAUCUCACGUUUAUCAACAGAAGUUGGAUGGAAAUAUAAAGAUGUUGUUAAGAAAUUAGAGGAUAGACGUAAAGUCAAGAGUAAAGAAUUUUAUGAACGUAAAAAGAAAGAAGCUCAAAUCAAGGCUAAUGCUUUAAAGAACAAAGAAAAAGAGUUAAAGAAAGUUCAACAACAACUCCAUGCAUUUGCAUGA